Messenger RNA from Boleophthalmus pectinirostris (great blue-spotted mudskipper), 2706 nucleotides. RefSeq names its product peroxisomal carnitine O-octanoyltransferase-like. Gene Ontology annotation, cellular component: peroxisome. The record is from RefSeq and is a predicted model, not a curated record. NCBI's taxonomy places the organism in Eukaryota, Metazoa, Chordata, Actinopteri, Gobiiformes, Gobiidae. Gene Ontology annotation, molecular function: carnitine O-octanoyltransferase activity.
UUGUGGGGCAAGUUGUUGUUGUGGGUCGGAUCUAUGAAAAUGUUUUAUCAUAGUUCUGUGGGUAAAGGGGUAAAGGUGAAAACACACAGAGUCUGCCGAACUCCUGGAUUAUUUAUGCAAACUGUUCACCGUGUUAAGGCAUGGCCGAUAGGACAAACUCGUCUAAGUCUAUUCCUGAGCGGACUUUUCAGUACCAGGACCAGCUUCCUCCUUUGCCUGUACCCUGCUUACACCAGAGCCUUCAGAAGUACCUGGAUGCAGUAAAACCGUUUGCGACUGAAGAGGAGUUUGAAGCCACAGUUGACACAGUGCACAGGUUUGAAGAAGGCAUCGGCAAAGAGCUGCAUCUUAAAUUACAACAGAGAGCCAACCAGAAGAGAAACUGGUUGGAGGAGUGGUGGUUGGAUGCAGCUUACCUGGAGGUGCGCGUUCCCUCUCAGCUCUAUGUGAACUUUGGAGGUCCUGCGCCCUACCUGGAACACUGCUGGCCCCCCGCAGAGGGGGUCGAGCUGCACCGAGCCAGCAUCAGCACCUGGCAUUCUCUAAUUUACUGGGACAUGAUACGAAAUGAGAGACUUCCUCCUCAGAAAGCUGGAAAAACACCACUGGACAUGGACCAGUUCAGAAUGCUGUUUAACACCUGUAAAGUGCCUGGGAUCACAAAGGACAGCAUACAAAACUAUUUCAAAACAGAGUCUGAAGGGGCGUGUCCCUCACAUCUAGUCGUGUUGUGUCGUGGGAGGAUUUUUAUGUUCGAUGGAUUGUAUGAUGGGGAAAUCCUAACUCCACCUGAAUUAUUGAGGCAGCUGAGCUACGUGAAACAGUGUUGUGAGAACAGAGCAGAGGGCGAUGGAGUGGCAGCUCUCACUUCAGAGGAGAGGACUCGGUGGGCAAAGGCCCGGGAGCAUCUUAUAAAUAUUGACCCGCACAAUAAGGACAUCCUGGAGUUGAUUCAGAGCAGUUUGUUUGAUUCUUUGGAUGAAACAAAACCGUACUCCACACCUCAAAACUACACAAAUAUGACUUUGGAGGCCAUGGUCGGUAACCCCACCAUUCGCUGGGGAGACAAAUCCUACAACUCCAUAGUGUAUUCAGACGGCACUUUUGGAUGCCACUGUGAUCACGCUCCUUAUGACGGUAUGGUCCAUGUGUCUUUCUGCUGGUAUUUGGAUCAGCAGCUCAGAGCCACAGGUGGUGAGUGGAAGGGUCUGGACUCUGUGAGACCUCUGCCCCUUCCCAAAGAGCUGGUGUUUACUGUGGACAGUGAAGUUCUGAGCGACAUCAGCCAUGCCAAACAACAAUAUCUGGAGACAACGAGGGAUCUACAGCUCAUCUGUUACGCUUUUACUGCUUUUGGAAAAACAGCCAUCAAACAGAGGAAGCUGCAUCCAGACACUUUUGUCCAGUUGGCGAUGCAGUUGGCCUAUUACCGACUUUAUAAUGAACCUGGCAGCUGUUAUGAAACGGCCAUGACACGUAAAUUCUUCCACGGACGCACAGAGACGAUGAGACCCUGCACCUCUGAGGCUGUGGAGUGGUGCAAGGCCAUGGCCAACCCCAAAUUUGAUAUGAAUACCAGGAGGAAAGCGAUGCUAUCAGCUUUUAAUAAACACAACAAACUAAUGGCAGAAGCUCAAGAUGGAAAAGGGUUUGACAGACUCCUCUUCGGCCUUUACCUCAUCGCUAAAGAGGAGGGACUUCCCAUUCCAGAGCUGUACAAAGACCCCCUUUAUUCCAAAAGUGGGGGAGGAGGUAACUUUGUGCUGUCCUCGAGCCUGGCGGGCUACACUGCAGUACUGGGAGCAGUGGCUCCGAUGGUGCAUCAAGGCUAUGGAGUCUUCUAUUGCAUUCAAGACGACAGGCUUGUGUUUGCUGUGUCUGCGUGGAAAUCCUGCCAUCGGACAGAUGCUGCUACGUAUUUUAACAACCUCUCGAGCUCUCUGCAUGAAAUACUUCAUUUGGCUACAACAGCUCAGCUUUAAGCUCCACCAAAGACAAGCUUUCACACUCUUCACCUGUACAAACGCUGGUCUAUAUUGUUCUGUUUAUAUGACAGGUUUUCGCGUUUUUCUAAUUAUUACUUGGUUUGGUGGGACAGUAUAUGUGGUAAAUAUUUGUCAUAAUUUUACACCAACUAUGUAGCAGUUUGUGGAACAUACAGAAGAAAAGAAAUAGUGAUGAGUCCAAAAAGCAGGAUACAGGAUGUUAUUCAACACUGAAAAUUCCUAACUUUAGAGACAGUUUACGCACAAGGAACAUGUUUUUUGCCUGUUUAAACAUUUAUUAGUUUUAGGGAAAUGAAUAGUCUAACCUGUGAAAAUGCACUUGAAGAUUGCACACAAUAGGUUAUGUUAGAAUUUCAGAUGGAGGACUAUAUAACUCUAUGGAAGAUAUGCCCAUAAACCUUAUAAUUAUUGGUUUUUGGUUAUUGGUUUGUAUAACUUCACCAUGUGCAAAUUCCUAUUCAUGCUCCUUCUUGGAUAACUACUUAUUCCAAUUCUAAUCCAUUCCAUUAUCCCAUUUUAAAACCAGCUGCCUUCUUUAGUUCAUGCUGAAACUCGAUGUAUAAGAAAAGACAAUAAGCUGUUAUAUAGCUAAUUUAUUAUAAGAAUUUGAGAAUUUUAUUUUGCAUCUUUAUUUUGGUAUCUUUUCUGGUUACAUUUUCACUAUCUUAUAUGAAAUAAAAAUAAAAUUCAGUGUCAACUA